Molecule: messenger RNA, 2174 nt
Organism: Protopterus annectens (West African lungfish)
Lineage: Eukaryota; Metazoa; Chordata; Ceratodontiformes; Protopteridae
Product: papilin-like
Exons: 11
Coding region: 56-1561 (501 amino acids)
Molecular function (GO): serine-type endopeptidase inhibitor activity
Source: RefSeq, a predicted model, not a curated record
UAACUCAAGGAGAGUCAGACUGGUGUCUUCAUUUGACUGAGAAACUUCCUACAACAUGAAGUGCCAUAUCCUCCUCUUCCUCGCAGUGACUUUCCUUGAGGUCAGAAAUGGAAGGUCAUUCUAUUCUGAUGACAGCAAUGAAUUUCUAGAGGUUCUAGAUUAUUCAGGGAACGGUGUGCAUGAAUGCCCAGGUGAUACCAGACAUCAACUCAGAAUUAAACAUGAUAUCUGCAAACUGCCUGCAGAUAAAGGUCCCUGCAAAGCUCACUUUCCCAGAUUCUUCUACAAUUCUACCUCAAUGGUAUGUGAACCAUUCAUCUAUGGUGGCUGCGGUGACAAUAAGAACAACUUUCUUACUGUAAAAGAAUGUACAGAUGCUUGUCAAACACAAGAUGUAUGUAAACUGCCUCCUAAACCUGGGCCUUGCCUGGCCUACAUGUCAAGAUACUUUUAUAAUGCUACUUCAAAGACAUGUCAACAUUUCAUAUUUGGUGGUUGUCAAGAAAAUGGAAAUAAUUUCCUUGAUGAAGAUGAAUGUUUUAAAAGAUGCCACACGAAAGAUGUCUGCAAGUUGAAUUACAAAACAGGUCCCUGCCGUGCCUUCAUUUCUAGAUACUUCUUCAACCCCACUUCUUUGGCAUGUGAACCAUUCACUUAUGGUGGCUGUGAAAGUAAUGGAAACAACUUUGAGACUGAGAAGGAAUGUCUGUUGACUUGCAGAGCAAAAGAUGCCUGUAAGCUGCAUCCCGAAACAGGUCCAUGCAAUGCUGCCUUUCAAAGAUAUUUUUACAACACCACCUCCAUGAUGUGUGAAUCAUUUAUUUAUGGUGGAUGUAAGGGUAACGGGAACAACUUUAUAUCUGAACUAGGCUGUAUCCACACUUGUCAAACAAAAGAAGUCUGUAAAUUGCAUUAUGACGCUGGACCCUGCCUUGGCUUCUUUCCCAGAUAUUUCUACAAUUCCACCUGCAUGAAAUGUGAGCCUUUUACUUAUGGUGGUUGCCAUGGUAAUGGAAACAACUUCCGACAUGAAAAGGAAUGUCUCCAUGCAUGCCAAAGUGAAGAUGUUUGUAAACUACAUCCUGAAACAGGAUUCUGCAAGGCCCACAUUCCCAGGUACUUCUACAACUACACCUCUAUGACGUGCCAACAUUUUAUCUAUGGUGGCUGUGGUGGCAAUGGAAACAAUUUUCAUUCAGAAAAAGACUGUUUCGACACGUGCAGACAUGAAGAUGUCUGUAAGUUGAAGCCUGAGGUGGGACCAUGUGAAGCCAUAAUUCACAGAUACUUUUACAACUCCACUACCAUGACAUGUGACCAGUUCAACUAUGGUGGAUGUAGUGGCAAUGGCAACAACUUCCACACUAAGAAGGAAUGUCUCCAGGAAUGCCAAAAUGAAGAUGUCUGUAAGCUGAAUAGUGACCCAGGUCGCUGCUAUGGCUUCUUUCCCAGAUACUUCUACAACUCUACCUCCCAGACAUGUGAAAAAUUCAUCUAUGGUGGCUGUGGUGGGAAUGGAAACAACUUCGACAAUGAAGAGGAAUGUCUUCAGACAUGCUGAAGAGAAGGAUGAAGUUUUUGCAUGUGCCACAAAACAAACUGAAGCCAGCAUUUGUAAAUCAACAUGUCAGUCCAGAAGUUUUUUCAAAUGGAACGGAAUCGACAAAAAGAAAUUACAUCCUGAACAUACAUUAAUGUUUUAUAAGGCAAAUAUCAAUACAACAGAAAUGUAUGAAAGAGAACAAGCAUGCUGAGCGCUUUUGCUACAUUAUCGAUAUGUCCUUCUCUUAUGCACUAUCAGUGCAGAAUGUAUGUUUCCUUUUUAUGCAGUUCCGAGUUUUGAAAUUAAGUUUCUGCUGUUUACUUUGGCUGACCACCCUGGCUGCCCCUUAUGCUAUUUUCUGCUUUCAUUAUUAUGCUUCAGGUGACACGGAUGUUACCACUAACGAUUAUUUAUUUGAUAAAAGAACUGUGUUUGCCGUUACUGUUUACCAUUUUUGUGGUACAUAUAGUUUUACAUGUAAUAUAGUGUUACUUUAGUACAUGGUUGUUUUGCCUGUGGUAUUGAUGCUUGGCAUCUUGUACAAAUGACUGCAUUACAGGUUAGAUCAUGGCAAAAAAGGUCUAUAAUUAUCAAUGCACUUUGUAAUUUAAUAAAGAAUACAUGAAAUAAA